Acanthaster planci (crown-of-thorns starfish) is the source of this 2523-nucleotide messenger RNA. RefSeq names its product histamine N-methyltransferase-like. The record is from RefSeq and is a predicted model, not a curated record. NCBI's taxonomy places the organism in Eukaryota, Metazoa, Echinodermata, Asteroidea, Valvatida, Acanthasteridae.
CGAUCGGUGAUCACCUGUCAGCUAGCGAUGCAUAUUCACUAGAGGCGCAUUGCACUCAAUCGGGAGGUCAACGCAAGCGUGCGAUACACAGAGAACUAUCGAUUACUUUGUGCAACCGAAAUGAGCCGCCAGGCAACCGCCGUGGGAGAAGGGUGCACGCGCGGACAAUCUUGAGGGAGGCCAUAAUUGACGGUAGUCGGUAGUUUAUUAACAGCGUCACUCGAUCUUCUGACAAUCCACAGAGGGGUUUUCACACUCAUUUCCUGGCACUGUUCUGAAGAGUAUCGCUGAAACCUGACUGGCCUCAUGGAGUCACAGUUACGAAGUCUGUUCCACGACCCGGAGUACUACGUGAAGUCCUUUCACCGUUACUCGGCUCUCUGCGCGAAAUUCAGCGUGUAUGCCAACUGGGUAGACACUGUCUUCGGUGACGAGGUUGUUGCGAAAAUCAAGGCCACUCUAGGCGAGCAAGAAGAGUUGCGAGUCCUGGGGAUUGGGAGUGGAUCAGGCGAGAUGGACUUGAAGAUGCUGACCAAACUCUUGCCGCGAUUCCCUCUCAUCAACAACCGUGUAGUCGAGCCUUCGCAGGACCAGCUUCUCAAGUACAAAGCUCUGGCUCAAACUAGGGCUCAGGAGCUACAAGGCGUGGUAAAUUUUGACUGGCGGCAGCAGACCAUCGAUCAGUACGAACAGACGGGAGAUUCGAGAAAGUAUCACUUCAUAAGUUCGGUUCACUCCAUCUACUACGCGAAAGAUAUCGAUAGUUCCUUGAUGACUCUGUACAACUCUUUGGAAUCUGGAGGAGUAAUGAUGGUUGUUACUAUCUCAGACGAAAGUGGGUUUUGGCGUCUGUGGAAUCGCUUCCCACAUUUCCAAGACAACCUCAUGACCUUCAUCAGUACGGCUCACGUGCGCAGUUCCUUCGACCGCCGGGGCAUUCCGUACACACAGCACCACCAGCGCUCGCGCGUCGAGAUCACCCAGUGCUUCGACGAAACGUCCGAGGAGGGCGCCCUGGUUGUGGAUUUCCUGACCCACGUCUUGAAAUUCAAGGAGACAGCGCCAGCGGAGCUCUACAAGGAGACCAUGGAGUAUCUUGGCAGCAGCAGUUGCUCUGAGAAGAGUGGAGAUGAUGUGUUCUUUAACAACGACUGGGAUGCCGUUGUCGUGAGCAAGCCAGUGGACUAAACGUCCACAAGUUGGACGACGUUUUCGGCAGUAUUGUUAUACUUGCAUCAUGAAAUACAACAUGUCUUUAAACUGAAAUCAACACCUGUUUAAGUUUCGAGAAACGAUAAGUCAGUAAAUUUAUGAGGUUUUUAAACUACAACGUAUGUAAUACAAAACUGCUGCAAACUGCUUGCUGACUACAGUGACUUAAAAUACAAAUCACAAAAUACAGAGGGCCUCAUUUUGCUAGGAUAAAAACGUCAGGCCCUCCAUAUUUUUUUUGUAAACUACAUGUACUUUGCAAACGUAGUUUUCCAAUAGUUUAUGGCUUUUGACAGGUAAUUGUGAAUAAGGGCGAUUCAGACUAUAUUACGCCUCCAAGAGUAAGCAACGCGUUGACCAAUCACAGGGCGCAAAAUCUGUCUACCUAAUGCGCGUUUGGAAAGGGUCGACAGAUUUCGCACACUGUCGGUGAACGCCUUGCAAACUUUCGGAGACUCACUAUUGUGAAUCCACCGUAUUGAUCUUUAUCCAAAUUGUAAAAAUGGACAGUAUCAAAAGGGACAUUAUACAGUUUUAGCAUUAAAUAGAUUGUUAAAAGUCAAUGAUAACUUGGAAUUUUUGGAGAUAUGCAUCAAUUUUUUUUCUGCGAACGAAACGAUGGCGUUUUAAUAACGGGUUAAAUGUGUACUUUUUGCAUGAACGCUGGACGCUGAAAACGGCGAGGGAUAUUAUCAGAGCUUCCCUGCCUUAAAAAAAAUCCCUCAAGCCAUGUCACUGUAUGCAUGUGCCCUGACGAAUGGUCGUAAACAAUCUCCUUAUUAUGGGAUUGGCGUGCCAUGCGCUGCGGUGGUACAAGUGAAUUGCUUUUUUCUUUAUAUCGAAAUAGCUACACCGUAUUAGGCAUUUAUGAAUUAUGAUCACAAUGUGAUUUCAUUACAGAGUCAUGAUCCAGAUAUGGCUCACAAAAUGGUCAAAACAUGGUUGAGGAAAUGAAGACCAACUGGAUAUGCACAACCAGAGAUAAAAUUAUGGCUUGCUAAGAUUUCUUGUUGUCAGCGAAAGGUGAUUUCCAAACCAGCUUGUAUUCAUAUGAAACUACCCCCGUUUUGCCUGGCUAAAUUAUGCGCUAAAAUCAGUCAUUGAUUUUGAUUAAUAUAUUCAACAGGACGAAAUUUAUAUUAACGUGACAUUCAAAUGAACAAUUUUUCACUGUUAAGCUCGAUUUUUUGCUGUUUUAUUUGAAGGAAUAUUUCUUUAGGCCUAUGUCCAACUUUUACAAUCACUUUGUGAUUCACUUUGUGUGAACGUCUGUAUAAUUUUUGGAUCUUAAUAAAAUUGAACGUAAUGACA